AUGCCGCACUCCGAUUGCCGAUUGGAGUUCCUGAGAUCUCGUAGAAAAAAAAAAUCCCACCCAACCGUCCCCCACCUCUCACUCUCCCCUCGAUCCCGACCGCCCCCGACCCACCUGUCGCCGCCACAGAACCCCCGACCAACUCGCCGCCGCCGCCCUCCUUCCACUGCGGUGGGCGGCCUCCCUCUCCCUGAAUCCACUGCGGCGGCGACGGCCUCCCUCCCCCUGAAUCCACAGCGGCGGCGGCCUCCCCUCCCCCUGAAUCCACCGCGGCCACGCCCUGACUCCACUGCGGCGGCGACGGCCUCCCUCCCCCUGAAUCCACAGCGGCGGCGGCCUCCCUUCCCCCUGAAUCCACUGCGGCCACGGCCUCCCCCUGCUUCCAACGUGGCGACGCCGUCCCGCCCGCAUGCUUCUGCAGACCACCAACGCCAUUCACCGGCGACAGGCUCCUCCGCGGGUCGUCUCGGCAGUGGCGGUGCCCUCCUCCCCUCGGGCCCCUCCCUUCCUCUGCUUCAAUCAGGCCACCGUUGCUGCGCCACCCGCCCCAAGCGCCGUCGUCCCUCCAUCUCCUCCGUUGAAUCCACCGCGGACGGCACCCUGCUCCUCAACGUCGGCACCACAUCCAACUCUGACCGCGGCGGCCGACGACAAUGUUACAGGGCCGACCAUGAAGAUCUGAUAUUGAGAAGGUCAGGUGCAUGAUGCAUCUCCGGCCAUCGCCUUCCCACCUUUGCCUUACACCAAAAGCUGACCUUCUCUCCACCGUAGUGGUGACCUUCUGCUGCUUCCUCCUCCAUCGCGCGCGCAUCAGUGAAGCAUAGAUGGCGGCGGACUCCUAUCCCACAGCAUACUCGACGACCUGCCUGAGGCCUAAGCGUUGACCUGCCCGAGGCCUAAGCCGUGACCUUCAUGCAUCUUCUCCAAGUUGUUGUCAUGGCCGCCCGCGGAUGAUGCAUCAAUGCUGGUCAUGGGAUUAUGUGAGAUAUGUUCCUUGCAGGAAGAAGCACUAAAAAAACUGUGACGAUGGUCUUCUCAGUAGCUCUACCGCAACAGGAACGUCUCUCUCAGUACUGAUGGACACCAAUAGUGUGAAUUGAUGUAGAGAACAAGUUUUGAUUAUGUGCUGUGUACAUGCUUGUUGAUAUGUACACACAUGACUUACACAGUAUCAAACUUGUUAAACCUUGUUGGAACAAAAAGUCAGAAACCAAUGUUAUGAUGGGAUGAUUCGCUGUAUACAUAAGUGAUUACAACCACAUUGAUGCUCGCUGUAGUAUGGAAUACAGAUUAUUGAGUUCAUAAAGUUUGUGCUAUGCUUAGAUUUAGUCAUGCAAGAGGCUUGUAUGGAAUGUGUGAUAAACUUACUCAAUGGCUGUGUGACUGAACAUGUUUGGUGUCUUGUUUCCUAUGUUAGGCGUCAAUCUAGUAUUGCUCAUGUAUAUGCAACUACAUCUUUAGCGUUCUGUAAUAUUCAGAAGCAGUUCUUAAAA
This is a messenger RNA of Aegilops tauschii subsp. strangulata, 1493 nucleotides long. The record is from RefSeq and is a predicted model, not a curated record. NCBI's taxonomy places the organism in Eukaryota, Viridiplantae, Streptophyta, Magnoliopsida, Poales, Poaceae.